Molecule: messenger RNA, 2610 nt
Organism: Sparassis crispa
Lineage: Eukaryota; Fungi; Basidiomycota; Agaricomycetes; Polyporales; Sparassidaceae
Product: Protein priB
Exons: 10
Coding region: 1-2610 (869 amino acids)
Biological process (GO): regulation of DNA-templated transcription; DNA-templated transcription
Cellular component (GO): nucleus
Molecular function (GO): zinc ion binding; transcription cis-regulatory region binding; DNA-binding transcription factor activity, RNA polymerase II-specific
Source: RefSeq, a predicted model, not a curated record
AUGGACCAAGAACAGCCAGCACAGCAACCUCAGCUCCAACAGGAUGACCCCUCCGACCACUCCAAACCAACUGGCAAAGCCCCAGUUGUCAGAGGUGCCAGAGCAUGCACGGUCUGCAGGCAGGCAAAAAUGAAAUGUGUCGGCGCCGACGACGCUAACAACAUCCCAUGUCAACGCUGCAAGCGCGCAGGCUUAGAUUGUAUAUUUGAGAAACACCGCAGGGGUCGCAAGCCUGGCUCCAGGCUAUCCGAAGCCUCCAAAAUGCUGCGUCGCUUAGAAAAAGGUUUGAAUAACGCCAAACAGAAGUCGACAAAGGACUCCGUUUCCCUCCCGUCUAUUGCCGGUGCUUCCGCAGACGGCCGGUUUCACUUCGACCUUGCAAGCGGUUCUCGUUUUCCGAACAAUGAGCUUCCCCCUCUUAACCUUCCCCCUCACUUCCAGGAAGGCUCCCCUCGAGACGGUCAAGAGUCCGAAUCUGACGUCGAUGAAGAUGACGAAGACGCAGGCCGCACCGAGGGUGGAAUGUAUCCCGCCAGGCUCAUAAAAAAGGAGAACCAGCGCCAUUCUUUCUUCAAGACCAUUCUCAAUCCAGAAGUUGAGCCUGCCCGUCCAGGCGGUUCAGACCGUAGUUACUCCCAGGCUAACACACAGUCACCUCCCGCGAACAGUCGGCUUGCCAACGAAUCAUCUCCCUUCUACAACAGCAACCCUCCGCUCAAGGACCCCAUUGCGGCCGGUAUGAUUGACGAUAAGACUGCCCAUGAUCUUUUCGACAUGUUCUUCAUCCGGCUUAACCAGUUCAUCAAUUUGUUCGACCCCGCCCUGCACUCUGUGGAGUAUGUGCGCUCGCGCUGCCCGUUCCUCUUCACCGCGAUAAUUAUGGGGGCCUGCAAAUUUUUCAAACCGGAAUUGUACAUGCCUAUGCUGCGACUCGCACACGAGUUCGCGGUGCGUGCGUUUGCAGAGAACUGGAAACGUGUGGAAGUGGUGCAGGCAUUCGCGUGCAUGACAUACUGGCGCGAACCGGAGGACACCCGCACCUGGACCUACAUCGGCUACGCGUGCAGGAUGUCCGUCGAGCUCGGGCUUAACCGCUAUGUCGGCAAGCGCACGACGUACGAGAGCGAUUACGAGAUGCGUGAGCGCCGCAACAAGGAGCGCACGUACCUCGUGCUUUUCGUGCACGACCGCAGCCUGUGCAUGCAGACCGGCAAGCAGUGGAUGCUGCCCGAGUGCAAUCUCGUCAAACAUGCGGGCACUUGGCAUGAAGAGGGGGGCUCGCAGAUCCGCCCGGAGGACGUCAUUCUCGCCGCGUUCGUGCAUCUCAGACGUAUCGCGGGCGAGAUUAUCGACAUCUUCCAGAUGCGCCAAAGUGUUCCCGGCUCGCACCAAGGAGACACUGAGACCGACAUGCACCUGAAGACCCUUAAUUCGAAAUUGGACCAGUGGGUGCAGCAUUGGCAGAACGAGAUGCAGAGAGCUCAUGGGGAGACAUUUCAUUUCUCCUUUCUGAGGUGCUUCCAGCAGUAUGUCCGCGUGUUUCUUAACAGUUUCGGCGUCAACACGUCACCGACUCCUCCGAGCAGUGCUUUUAGCGAUGUGCGAGCGCUCAAUACAUGCUACGCCAGUGCUAUGGACAACCUCCAGGCAGUCGCGAAAGAUUUCGCCUCCAUGAGCGUUCUGCGCUACGGCCAAGACUCUAUCACUGUGAUGACGGCAUACUCCGCAAUUUUCCUGCUAAAGCUUCUCCGCAGUGCCAAUAGGCUUGAGGAAUUGAAGGACAACGCACAGGAUGAGAUUUACGGCAUGAUCACCAAGACGGCAGAUGCGUACCAGGAGGCGGCUGCGCUGUCGCCGGCCUCCAGCUCCGCAGCGUAUCACUCGCGCUUCCUGCGCAGCUUGGUUACCAACGAUACUUACAAGCAGAGACAGCUGCAGCAGGCCGAACAGGAGAAACACAAACAGGGCUUACCGCCUCCUGGACAUCGCCCGCAAGCUUCGUUCGGCCCGGCAGCUCAGCCAACGCAAAACUACUCGCCGGUGCAGAUGUAUCCUCCAGUGACGGUACCAUUGUCGGUCCCAGUCGAUCGUCAUCCACAGAUGGACCGGCAUCCACAGAAUUACCACUACUCACCGUCCCCCAACGUUCCGACGCCACCUCUCGUGGGGCAAGGGCCUUCGCCUGCAUCGUCAACUUCAAUCCCCUCGCAGCCAUACUCAUACGCUCGCGAACCCGAAUACGCGUCCACUUCGCCGGAGUCCGCAGGGCGCAGCGGGGCGCCCAGCAACUACGGCUACUCCGGUCCCUCGGUGCCUCCGUCGACAGCCUACGCCCAGCACCCCGCCCAGCCAACAUCCUUUUCCGAGCUAGUGUAUUGGCACCAAAUGUUCAGGGAGGCUGGCAUGAGCGAUGGCGCGGACUCGGCGUAUAUGGCGGGGUACCCGAGUUACGGCGUGAACGACGGCAGCGCCCCUGUUUCCAUGGCUAGCGGGUAUGCUCCAUCCACCCCAUCGUACCGCGAGCCUCACCACGGUUAUGCGCACCCGCAAUACCAGCAGUACCCGAUGAUGAACGGAUACCCUGCGCCGACCACGUUCAAUGGUCGUUGA